AUGUCUCAGAUGGCCAUGUCAAGCCAACGGUCGUCUGUGUUUACAUUUGAGUCUACAGUGCAUUCCUCUCAUGUGUUGCGCUGGCUGGAUGAGCAGCGCUGCCGGGACAUGUUGUGUGACGUUACGGUGGUGGUGGAGGGUCAGAGUUUCAGAGCCCACCGCUCCGUACUGGCUUCCUGUAGUGACUACUUUGCUCAGAGGAUCUCUGCACUCACGCAGCAUGGAGCAGUUAUCACUCUGCCGGACGAGGUGACAGUAUCUGGCUUUGAACCCCUGCUGAAAUUUGCCUACACAUCCAAACUUCACUUUGGAAAAGACGAUGUCUUAGACAUACAAAACUCAGCCUCUGUUCUUGGUUUUCAAGACUUAGAUGAAGCAUGUUUUGAUUUCCUCCCCCCAAAGUUCUUUUCCAGAGAUAGCGUCCCUUUUCUUAGAAAGACCUGCUGUGAAAAGAAGUUGAAAAAGAGAUCAUCAAAAAAAGACUGUGCCACAGAUUCUGAUGAUAUGUUGUUGGAUGACAAAGAAGUAAAACCAGUUGCUGACUCAUCACCUGAGCAGGAAGCGGUUGAGGACAUAAAAAAAUCCGAGUGCAACAAAUUGGGAAGUCAGAACAGCGCAGAGUCUCUUGCACCUGUGACUGAAGAGAUCAAGGACCAUUUCACACAGUGUCCAAAGUACCGCAAAUUCCAGAUAGCCUGUGGGAAGGAAACUUGUGUCCCAAAAAGUCUAAAUCCGGCCAUGUCAGGAAUAAUGGACGAUUGUUCCCUCGCUUGCUUACCGUGCUCCAACAGUACAAAUCAAACUGGAAAUACAACCCUCAGCUCAUGCAGACAGAGUGGAGGAAGGGUGGAGGAAACAUGGCAAAUGGACGUACAUGAAAUCAAAGCAGAGGAUUGUGGGAACAUAUGGGGUGUUGAUGUGUUAAAGAAAGAAAGUGAGAACAAUGUUAUGAAGUUCAAAAAAGAGACUGAGCACAUAUCUGGAAUCAGCUCUUCAAAUAGUACGAAGACAGUGUUGUGUGAGAGCUCCUCAGCAUUAAGGCUGGACUAUAGUCCUCUCCGAAGCCGGGACAAUGACCCUGCAGUCACUAGGUCACUGGAGCAUGAGACAUUUGUCAUUGACAUUAAGAAAAGCAAUAAAGCAAGAAACUGGCCGCUAAAGCCAGACUCCAUUUAUCACAGCAUGCAGGUAGAAGCGGAGGGGAAAGGAGCUGAUAAUACCUGUAUAAACGGUGGAGAAGGAGGACAGAGAGGGAAUAUGAUAGGAGCAGUCACUACCUUUGAUAAUACCAGACUGAAAUGCACUGCGGAGAAGGAAGUGAUCGAGUACUUUCCCAAGGAGCUGGGCUCAGAUAAAGGAAACUCUCAUCCAAGCUCUCAGGACCCCGUGGCAGGACGCUCAACCGACACAGAGGGCAUGUGGGUGCAGAACUCAUCUUCUGACUGCCCAACACGCUCCAACAACUUCAGCUCUUCAGCAGGAAGCAGCUGCCCUUUUCUUCAGGAUCUGGACCAAUUAAAAUGCUCAUGGAGGCCAGCGGGCAUGUCUGAAUGUGAGGGAGCGUCUCAAUCGGGCGUUUCCUCGGUAAACUCAGGGGAGGAUGGAGACUCGGAGACAGAAACUGAGGGUGACAGUGAGUCCUCUGCGAGAGAGAGAGCUAGACAGGUGCAGUUGCCAUUUCCUGUUCAAUGGAUCAUCAAUUUGAGCCGAAAUGAUUUCCAACAGCUGCUGAAGCAACAUGUCUUUACUCGGGAACAGCUGGAUUUUGUCCAUGACAUGAGGCGCCGCAGCAAAAACCGCCUCGCAGCUCAACGUUGUCGCAAGAGGAAACUGGACUGCAUCUAUAAUCUGCAGUGUGAAAUCAACAAGCUGAAGACAGAGAGGGAGAAACUGAUGAUGGAGAAGAGCCAGCUGAGCCAGCUGAAGCUGAAAACUUGUCACAGUUUCACUGCCUUAUGCCAGAGGGUCUGCAAUAAAGCCAAUCUACAGGCCGAGCAGCUGCAGGUGUUGGCCAGACACAGCACCUCAGACUGCCCUCUGUCCUCUUUGUUCCCUCAGAUUGACACACUUCUAGCACAGCACGGAUUGCCUCUGAACCCUCAGACAUCUCUGCUGGCAUGUGCUGGGGGUCCUAAUGAGGGCUCUCAGGAGGAUACGUCUAGCUCCAGCAGGGAAACAGCCACGGGGCAACUUCAGCACUUUCAAGGCGAAGUCCACCCCGAUGGUGGCCCGGUAGUUUGUGGAGUAGGUCUGAUGGACGUAACGCCUGAUGAUGGAGGUCUUCCCGACCCCGAGAUCCCCGAUCACCAACACCUUGUACAGGUGCUCCUUCCGGAGACUCUGCAUGCCGUUGGAGUGCGAUGGGUGAUUGGUCAUUUCAACUGUCGGAUGUCAAGAGCAAACUUUGACUCCACGGCAGAGGGUUGUGAGUCUCCCUUCCCCUGUGUCCCGGUUCGUGAGGGCUCUGGGAACCGCCCUCCCCCGUCGGAGGCGUAA
Messenger RNA from Menidia menidia (Atlantic silverside), 2496 nucleotides. Lineage: Eukaryota; Metazoa; Chordata; Actinopteri; Atheriniformes; Atherinopsidae. The record is from the annotation of a GenBank genome assembly.